Molecule: messenger RNA, 4253 nt
Organism: Prionailurus viverrinus (fishing cat)
Lineage: Eukaryota; Metazoa; Chordata; Mammalia; Carnivora; Felidae
Gene: SPEM3
Product: SPEM family member 3
Biological process (GO): flagellated sperm motility; sperm individualization
Cellular component (GO): cytoplasm
Source: RefSeq, a predicted model, not a curated record
UCCUAGCGAGUAUGUGGGGGCCAGGGGGCCCAGGCAGUCCUGGGACCCCCGGCCAUGGGACAGCGAGCCCACCCCGGAGCGCCAGGGUGCUCUGGCACCCACCCCAGGAAGUGCCAGGACCUCGGAGACUCAAUUCUUCUGAUUCUGGGCAGCUUCAUCUUGCUCAACGUGGGGAUCAACGUGGUGACUCUGCUCUGGAGGCAUCUGAAGAGCAACCUGCGGCUCCUCUUCCGUCACCUCUUCCCCAAAGACAAGCAAGCCAGAGGCGUGGGCAACCGUCCCACGUGCGUGUGCUGCUCCGAGGACCCCAAGAACCUGUGCUCGAGAGUCUCUUCCGGCUACCAUCGUCGCUUCCUGCCGGGGCGCUCCGACCACCUGGACUCCUGGAGAGUAGACGCAAAAGACGAGAAGGCCUCCGGGUGCCGCUGGAUGCCGCCUCGGGGUGGACACGCAGGGGGUCCUGUGGACGCGCCAUGGGGACUGUGGAAGGAAGGGGUGAUGGGAGCCGGGGAGGCCCCUCAGGUCACAGCCUCAGAGGCCCGGGCGCCCUUCCUCUCCAGGCACGAGACACCUUCCCAGUUCCCCAGGAUGAGCAAGGCAGACAUGGCUCCCCUCCACUUGCCCGAGAGCGAGACUAAGACCCCAGACUACGACUCGGCCCAGGCCCCGGCCCCGGCCCAGAUCUCCCCCCCAGCCCACACCCCUGAGCACAACCCCCUCCAGGCCCAGGCCCAGACCCAGAUCUCCCCCCCAGCCCACACCCCUGAGCACAACCCCCUCCAGGCCCAGGCCCAGACCCAGAUCUCCCCCCCAGCCCACACCCCUGAGCACAACCCCCUCCAGGCCCAGGCCCAGACCCAGAUCUCCCCCCCAGCCCACACCCCUGAGCACAACCCCCUCCAGGCCCAGGCCCAGACCCAGAUCUCCCCCCCAGCCCACACCCCUGAGCACAACCCCCUCCAGGCCCAGGCCCAGACCCAGAUCUCCCCCCCAGCCCACACCCCUGAGCACAACCCCCUCCAGGCCCAGGCCCAGACCCAGAUCUUCCCCCCAGCCCACACCCCUGAGCACAACCCCCUCCAGGCCCGGCCCUCCUCCCCGGCCCUCACUCCUGAGCACCCCGACCCCCAAGCCCAGAUCCUCUCCCCAGCCCCUGCCCCCGAGCAUGCCUCAGCCCAGGCCCCUCCACAUCCCCCAGGCCUCACCCCUGAGCACACCCAGCACACUGCUGCCCACGCCCAUGACCCUGAGCACCCCUCAGCCCAUUCCCUGGGUCACAGUCCCGGGCACACAAUAGCCCAUGCCCCAGCCUUCCCUCCGGCCCAUGCUCGUGUGACCUAUACCCCCACCCCUCACACCCUGCUCCCUGCUCCCGCCUCUGCCCCCGUGCCUCCCCCAACUGCUACCCCAGCCCCUGGCUCAAUCUCUGUCCCCACCUCAGCUCUGGUCAUGACCCUGACUACCGCUCCUGUCCCUAUUCCUAUCUCUGUCUCUGCCACCAUACCUACCCCCAUCCUAACUCCUAUUCCCUCUACCCCGACUCCCUUCAGCCAAGGCCUCCCCACUGGCCAGGUGGUCUACGAUGCCCGCAGGGCAAAGCAGAACUUAUGCCACGUGUGCCCGCCCCAGAACUCUGGGUAUUCCAGAAAGGACUCGGGCACCCUCCCCAGGGCCCAAGAGGGGCAGGGUCUGGGCAGUUCUGGGGCAGUGGAGCAAACACCGAAGCCACAUAGUGGGGACAGUGCCAAGCCCUCCGCAGGGUCCAUACUGGGUUACCUGGAGUUGGGGAAUAUGGAAUGGAAGAUCUCAAAUGACGCCAAAGACAAGUUCCUACAGCCCAAGACCUUCCCUUACUGUAGCUUCCACCCUUGCAGCUCUGAGAGGAAACACACAGACUCCCAGACUCCAGUCUACCCCAAGUGCGUGGUCUACUCCAAGGAUGCCAUACCUUCACAACCUUGCGUUCAUUCUCCAACCGGUGGCCAGAGCGUGCUGGGCACUAUUCCUCCACCAUGCACUCUAUCUCUGCCUCUUAUGCCUCCCAAAUCCUUUGUCCUCCGUCAACUCUCCAACCAUCAAAAUCCCCCAACCUCCAAGUCUUCUCCAUCCACCCCCUCUUCCCAGUUUCCCAUCCCUCCCCAGCUCUCCGAGACGUUCCAACCCCCAAUCCAACCCCAGGCCCCUGAACUUCACGAGAGUCCGGGCCUCAACCAAAACUCUGACCUCCAAAGGACUCCAAACCUUUCAAGAGACUCAAGAGUUCCUAGGAACCCAGGCCUUGCCCCAAAUCCAGGCCCCUACAAGAACCCAGGCCUUGUUCAAGAUCUUGGCCUGAACAAGCCCCCAGGCCUUCCCCAAGACCCCUAUCUUUACAAGAGUCCAAGCCCUUCCCAAGACUCUGGACUUCCCAAGAAUCUAGUCCUUACCCAAGAUUCUGGCCCCCAGAAGAAUCUAGGUCCUAUUCAAGAUGGAAGUAUCUCUAGGAGCCCAUGUCUCACCCAACCUUCUGACCUCCACAAAAACACACCAUUUCCCCAAACUUCUGACAUUCAGAGGAGCUCAGGCUUUAGGCAAAACUCUGGAGUCUAUAGGAAUCUAGAACAAAACCAAGAGACUAUACUCUAUAAAAGUCAAGAUUGCUCCCAAACAACUGGUCUCCAUAACAGCCCAGGCCCUUCUCAAGAUUCUGGAGGUUAUAAGAGUACAGGUAAUGCCAACGACUCGGGAGUCUCUAGGAGUCUAGACCUUCCCCAAGAUUCUUGCCCACGUAAGAGCCCAUACCUUGCCCAAGACUCUGGAGUCAACAAAAGCCCAGGCUUGGUCCAAACCUCUGGCCUUCAUAAGGGCUCAGGCCUUACCCAAGACUCAGGAGACUACAAGAACCCAGGCCUUCCCCAAGAUUCUGGAGUCUACAGAAGCGUAGGCCUUACUCAAGAUUCUGAUCUCCAUAAGAAUCCAGGCCUUACACAAGCCACUGAAGUCGAAAGGAGAUGCGGCCAUAUACAAGAUGUUGGAAUUCACAGGAGCCCAGAACGUACCCAAGACCCUAACUUCCACAAGUACCCAGGAAUCAGUCAAGAUCCUGGCCCCCACAAGGGCCCAGCCCUUACCCAAGACCAUGGCCUCCCCAGGACUCAAGGCCUUACUGGGGGAUCGGGCCUCUGCAAGGAUUCGUGCCUUACCCCAAGUCCCCACCACCACAAGAACCCAGGCCCUGUCCUAGGUACUGACACUGUCCAGGUCUCGGGCCUACCUCAGACCCCAAAGACAACACAAAUGACAAAGUCAUUUGUACCCGAGGAGGCUCCUCGGAAGGAGGGUCCAGAGCAGCACCUAUCAUGGAUUUCUGUUCCACUGAGUCAGAACUCCUACUCCUCCAAACCCCAGGUGGUCUACAGUGACCUGCACACCUUCUCAGAGGUACCCGUGCUGAUCGAGCUGCAGCCAUCCCCCCGGCGAGCAGGCAGCCAAGACUGGGUGUAUCGUCCCGUGGGCACCAUCCCGUCAGCCUGCCAGAACUAUCGCCAGAAGUCUAUGCCUCCCCAAAACAACUGGAAGCCCUACUGUCCUGGGUCGGGCAUCCACGUAGGGCACGUGGUCUUUGACGCCCGCCAAAGACAGCUGGGCAGGGACAAGUGCGAAGCUCUGACUCCCAGGCGCGUUCGCCAAGAGGCACCCAGCAACUCACGGAGACCAUCAGGGAGUGGGGACAUCAGUGUGUGGUGAGGACCCUGGAAAAAGAGGGGACAAAGGUGCAUUGGGAAUAAAGAGACAAGAGAAAUGUUGUGUGGCUGAUUGAGGACAUCCACCCCAGCCCCAUUCCCGACGCUGGCCAGCCACGGGCCUCAGGAAGACUGGUGCUAGCCUUGUCCCUGCUCCUGCAUUGCCACGUAGCGAAACCCAUUGUCCCCAAGGCCCUCAGGCUGCAUUGUCCGAUACAGUAGCCACUGGCCACAUAUGGCGAUUAAAACGUAACUUAACGAAAACUAAGCAAACUUCAGGGGCGCCUGGCACAGUUAGGUGGGGCGCGUAAUUCUUGAUCUCGGGCUCAUGAGUUCAAGCCCCCCACUUUAAAAAAAUGAAAGCAAAACAAAAGCAAAAAGAGUAAAAUCCUGUUCCUCAGUCCCAGCAUCUACAUUUCAAGGGCCCAAUAGGCACGGGUGGCUGCUAUAUUGGACGGCACAGAUUCAGAACAUUUCCAUCGUCACAGAAAAUCCUGAUGGAUGGCAGUGCUUUAUUUAGAGUUUAGAGAA